Aureobasidium pullulans EXF-150 is the source of this 1423-nucleotide messenger RNA. RefSeq lists its product as uncharacterized. The coding region runs from base 279 to 1223 and encodes 314 amino acids. The record is from RefSeq and is a predicted model, not a curated record. Lineage: Eukaryota; Fungi; Ascomycota; Dothideomycetes; Dothideales; Saccotheciaceae. The transcript has 3 exons. Gene Ontology annotation, molecular function: carbohydrate binding.
AGGGAGUCGGUUUGUCCGCAAUUAUCUCAAGCACCAGAUGCUUCCGAAAGUCUAGCUAUCCAAAUGCACAGUGUCAUUGUAUAUCCAGAGAGGCUCCGCUGAGAGCUCGAAUUAUUUGGCCUCUCACCGGACAUCCCCUGAUUUUCCAAUCACAUUGUGUGUAUUUUGAUGGAUAGCUACAUUGAUCGCACGGCUCUUGGAGAGGGGGAAGCUACACCUUGUGGCUGGUGUCACAUAGCUUGGCCGGCUGGUAGAAGGCAGGUACGAAGGUGUAGAACAUGGAGAAUUUCGCUCUCAUGAACAGGCAAGUGCAAUACAAGUACCUGCCUCAAGGCAACGAACAGGGAGCUUCUCGCCUUACUUCCCAGGGAGAACGCUCUCCUCCUUUCCCUUCUCAUCAUCAACACAUCAAAGAACAUCAAUUAUCAUACCCACAAACACCCACAAUGAAGUCAACUACUUACUCUCUGACCGCCCUCGCUGGCUUGCUGGCCCUCACGCACGCCACGCCUCUUCCGGCCGUCGUCGUCGCCCCGACCGAUCUCGCCCUCAGGCAAUGUGGAAGUCAGUGGUACAACCCCAGCAGUUAUGCCUGCAGAGCUGGAGCCGAUAGUAACGCCCUCUGCCCGGUCGUUAACGGCGAACCCAUGGAAGAGUGUGCCGGCGCCUGCUACACACCUUACCGCUACAACUGCAACGGAACAGACCUCUCGGAGAAGCCAAGAAAGGCCAGCGGAACCUUCACCCUCACCGCCAGCAACCCUGACCAGGACUUCAGCGGCCAGCCUAUCCAAGCCUCUGGCAACCACUUCUGGGUCGGAGGACACGCUGCCACCUACUGCCCAUCGAACGUCGGAAGCAUCUGCUCCUCCUUCCCCAAUGACAUGACCCUCAUCGGCAACGGAUACAUGGCCACCGUGGUCCCGGGCGGACAAAGCAUCUAUUGGCAGAAAGACGGCGCUCUGGCCUUCACCCAAGCACACUCGUCGUCCCAGUGGAACCUCAGCUACUACGGUGGUGGCAUCGCUUACGAGGGCGGCGGUUACUUCGGACCCAACGGCGAGGACCUGGUCACUUGCCCUGUCGUUCCCCCAGGCAGCAACACGACAGCCUGGCAACUCUUCGCACGUCUGGCUGGCGUCAGCUUCUCCAGCUCGUGUGUCGGUGUGUACGCUCUCGUCCACGACCAGAACAUCACAGCCGGUGCUUGGCAGUACACCUAGAGUGGGUGUGGGACGAAAAGGCGAUCGAGGGUGGAAAGGGGUAAGGCCUGUGGGGCUACUCACGAGUAUGAGACAAUCAAGUAUGUAUACCGAGACGCACAAGAAGGAUUACGCAGGCGCGAAGGUCACUGCUGUUACAUACUUUGGUUGGAGCUUUACUAGUAGUCAGCAUCAAAUAUUACUCUGUUUUGUUACUCGAG